This is a messenger RNA of Solea senegalensis (Senegalese sole), 4809 nucleotides long. It is a transcript of the gene kcnh8, whose product is annotated as potassium voltage-gated channel, subfamily H (eag-related), member 8. The transcript is spliced from 16 exons. Gene Ontology annotation, molecular function: voltage-gated potassium channel activity. The coding region runs from base 113 to 3235 and encodes 1040 amino acids. Gene Ontology annotation, cellular component: membrane. NCBI's taxonomy places the organism in Eukaryota, Metazoa, Chordata, Actinopteri, Pleuronectiformes, Soleidae. The record is from RefSeq and is a predicted model, not a curated record. Gene Ontology annotation, biological process: regulation of membrane potential; potassium ion transmembrane transport.
GCUGCUCGUUCAUAAAGGUUCCGCGGAUUCAGUGGGAGCACCUCACACAUUUGGACGACUUUCACCCUCUCUUCAGUAACUUUGAUGGGGACUUCGACAUUAAGCAGGGAAAAUGCCUGUGAUGAAGGGAUUAUUAGCGCCACAGAACACGUUUCUGGACACUAUAGCCACACGCUUUGAUGGCACUCACAGCAACUUCAUCCUGGCCAAUGCUCAGGUGUCGAAGGGCUUUCCCAUAGUCUACUGUUCCGAUGGCUUCUGUGAGCUCACUGGAUUUUCUCGAGCUGAAGUCAUGCAGAAGAGCUGCGCUUGCAAAUUCCUUUAUGGGCCCGAGACAAGUGAAAGCAUCAUCCUUAGCAUCGACGAGGCCUUGGAGGAGCGCAAGGAAUUUAAGGACGAGAUCAUGUUCUACAAAAAGACAGCUGUGCUGUUCUGGUGUCUGCUGGACAUCGUGCCAAUUAAGAACGAGAAAGGAGACGUGGUGCUCUUUCUGGCUUCAUUUAAAGACAUCACAGACACUAAAGCUAAGGCUAUCCAAGAGGACAAGAAGGAAGAGAGACGGCGCGGCAGGGGGAAAACAGGCUCUCACUUCAGCUCGUCUCGUCUCCGGAGCAGCACGGUGCUCUACCACAUCUCUGGUCACCUCCACAGCAGAGAGAAGAGCAAGAUUAAACUCAACAAGAAUGUGUUCGGGGAUCCACCUGCUCUGCCCGAGUACAAGGUAGCAGACGCCAAGAAGUCCAAAUUCAUCUUACUGCACUACAGCACGUUCAAGGCCGGCUGGGAUUGGCUGAUUCUGCUGGCCACGUUCUACGUCGCUGUGACGGUGCCGUACAACGUGUGCUUCAUCGGCGACGACGACGACCUCACCCGCAGCACGACUGUCAGCGACAUCGCUGUGGAGAUUCUAUUCAUCAUAGACAUUGUUUUCAAUUUCCGCACCUCUUACGUCAGCAAGUCGGGCCAAGUGAUCUUUGAUGCCCGGCAGAUCUGCAUCCACUACCUGACCACGUGGUUCAUCAUUGACCUGGUGGCCGCCUUGCCCUUUGACCUGCUCUAUGGCUUCAAAGUCAGCGUCGUGUCUGUGGUCCACUUGCUAAAAACGGUGCGUCUGCUCCGUUUGCUGCGGCUUCUCCAGAAGAUGGAUCGUUACUCUCAGCACGGCACGGUGGUCCUCACCCUGCUGAUGUCCAUGUUUGCCCUGCUGGCUCACUGGAUGGCCUGCAUCUGGUACAUCAUUGGCAAGAUGGAGAUGGAGGCCAAUACCUACAACUGGGAUAUCGGGUGGCUCCACGAGCUGGGGAAGCGUCUGGACGCUCCGUACUUUACCAUAGGAGCCAACAACGGGAGCAGCAGUGGACCCUCUGUCCGGAGUGUUUACGUCGCUUCACUUUACUUCACCCUCAGCAGUCUGACCAGCGUGGGGUUCGGCAACGUGUCGGCCAACACCGAUGCUGAAAAGAUCUUCUCUAUUUGUGUGAUGCUCAUAGGAGCACUGAUGCAUGCCUUGGUCUUUGGUAACGUGACCGCCAUUAUCCAGAGGAUGUACUCACGCUGGUCCCAGUACCACACCAGAACCAAAGACCUCAAGGACUUCAUACGUGUCCAUCAUCUGCCGCAGAGCCUCAAGCAGCGGAUGUUGGAGUACUUCCAGACGACUUGGUCAGUCAACAACGGCAUCGACAGUAAUGAGCUGCUGAAGGACUUCCCAGACGAGCUGCGAUCUGACAUCACCAUGCACCUUAACAAGGAGAUCCUGGAGCUGUCCAUGUUUGCCUCCGCCAGUCGUGGCUGCCUGCGCUCCCUGUCUCUGCACACAAAAACCUCCUUCUGCACUCCGGGAGAAUACCUCCUCCGACAGGGCGACGCACUCCAGGCCAUCUUCUUUGUCUGCUCGGGUUCCAUGGAGGUGCUGAAAGGUGGCAUGGUGCUGGCCAUCCUGGGUAAAGGAGACCUGAUUGGGGCCAAUGUGUCCUUAGAUGACCGGGUGAUCAAAACCAAUGCGGACGUGAAAGCUCUGACCUACUGUGACCUGCAGUGCAUCAGUCUGAAGGGCUUGUACGAGGUGCUGGACCUUUACCCCGAAUACUCCCACCAGUUUGUCCAGGACAUCCAGCAGGACCUCACGUACAACCUGAGGGAGGGACAAGAGACACACGUGAAAGCCAGACUGUCCACAACUGCACUGGAUACACAGUCAGGAUUGAGGAGGAAUGGGCAAGUGUUGCAGGGUUAUCCAUCCAUCAUCGAGGCUCGGGAGGAAUAUGAAGAGGACGAGGAAGAGGAGGAAGACAAAGCCACGUUUAUGUCUCUGUCGUCGGAGCAGAACCGAGCUGCGAACCUCAGGGACGCCGGUGGGAAGUCUCUGCUGAGCUGCCAGAGGACCACGGGACCGGACUGCAGGACUUCACGGAGGAACAUCCAGGAAAUGACUCCCGUCAAAUUAGACCCUUCCAACCUCAGCCCCAGGAUCGUGGAUGGCAAUGAAGACAGUGAGCGCACAGAGAGUUCACUAGCCUUCUCCUUCCCCACCACCCGCGGCUGUCCUGUCAGUGAACCGACCAGUGCCUCAGCAUCUGCCACAGAUAUGCUGCAGAUCAGCACGGCUGAGUUGGCAGCGAAAGCAGAAGAGACCAGGGGACAACUGCGGCAUCUUGACCAGCAGGUCAGCACUCUGGGGAGGGAAGUGGCUGACCUUGGACGAGUAAUGAAGAGAAUGGCUGAACUCAUGGAGACCCUCAUGUCAUCAGUGCCACCGUCCUCCACAGGCUGCCCCGCGCACUUCUUGCAGGCCCACGGCGGCGCCUGCCUGCCCCACCUGAACCCUCCUCAGACUUACCCUCCUCCUCAGACUGCCUCCACCUGGACAGACACGCCCGUGUCGUUACCCACUUCCCCGCUCACAGUCCCACACCAACAUGGUGCGAUAUGCAACAUGGACUCCCUCACGCACAGACCGCAGGAACUCCAGCUGAGGUACACCACUAACCGCAGCUCAACUCCACCCCCAACGCCCAACUCAUCAACUGUGCACCUGCAGCCCUACAUGCCUUCCUCUUCUCCCAGCUCACUGGAGACUUCCCAGCACAAAGGCAGGGCUUGUGGCUCAAUCAGGUCAAGGGUACAAAGUCCACCUCCGCAGGACGGGGGAGAUGAGGGACCUCAUCCGAGCUCUGGCUGUUCUCCUCAAACUGAACUAGGGGGAAGCUGUCACGCGCCGGCUAAGGGUUUGUAGCAGCCCUCCAUUUGAACUCUGCAGAGCUUUUACAAGGACAGUUUUUGGAAUAGGUUCCUGAACUGAUCAUCUGAUCAACCCCUUCAUAUCACUGCAGGACAUUUGCAGGGAUGCAACUCAGAUUCCUUUUUAUUUUAAAGGCACGCAAUUAAAAAUCCAGUUGCAUGACAAAGACGUAUAGAAGGUUUAGGUGUGAUAGCUUUACCUUUAUAUAGAAACAUAGUGUUUUUAGACGACAUACAGAGGUUUGGGUCAAACGCGGAGCUGCAUGAUAGCAGUUCAGCUCACCUCCAACCUACAACCCACCCACCUCGAGGCUCAUUCAGAGAGCAACGUGCCAUAAUGGAGGACAAGAGGGAUACAGUGGAGAGAGUCCUUUUUCUGUCCUCUCUUUUCUUGCCUCUGGCUGUAGAUGGUUCAAGGAGGGCUGCGAUGGUGGAGAGGAAGAGGCAGCAUCGAAAAACAUAGAGGGGAGGGUUUGGGGUCGUUAACAACUGCCCCAUCUGUGCCAUUUCGUCUCCUUUUUACCACUCGCCCCUUGCUCAGUCAACCCAUGCCUGAUGCACUGGAUUGCUUGUGACCAGUGCGUGGCUGGUCAGGGCAGCACAGCAUGGUGUGAGGAGAGAGAUGGGCCGGCGUAUUGUAUGCUCUUCACCACUGGCCCGCAGGAAAGAGGCGUGGGGGAGGAAGAAGUUGGAUAUGGAAGUGGCGGUGGUGGUGACAGGUGGGGUGUAUGUUACGCCUGGGGCAGCACAGCCUCUGCUCUUGUCUGUCACACUGAGCCCAGGGAGAGUUUCUCCCCUCUGUGUUUCUCCGUUCCACUCUUUCUCUCCAUAGACCUGCCACUCCUCUCUUCCUCCCUCUCUCUGCAUGCCUUUCCAAGCCUUUUGAGUAGUGCCUGUAGACUCACAUUAACAUGCUGCAUGUCACCCUGUGGAAAUCCAGCUUGCCAUUUAUGUUAUCUAUUUAGUGGAAACACACUUCAGCCUUUUAAUAGCUGAUGCUCACAUUUACUGAUGCAUAUUUAUUGGACACGGGCUUAGUAUAAACUAGGAACAAGUUAAUUUUAGGAACAAGGUAGUCGCCCCUGUUGUGAAGUGGCCUGGAGCAAACCACCUAUAAUAUUCAUAAUCCAUGAUGCAGGCCACCCAGGGUAACUAGCUCUUGAGAUGUGUUUUCUCAGCAGAGCAAAAGGCAAUAUUCCCACAUAAAAGCACAAUAAGGAAAUGGAGAUGCUUUUAUAUUUCUAUGAAUGUAUCAAUACUAAAGAUGUAUUUUUUUACCUCAAAGAAUGCAAGGGUAUGGGGCGGCGAUAAAUGAGGCUGCCGUAUCUGAGGUUAUGGCAGCAGUGUUUGCUGGUACUAGCCAAUGCAAUCCUCAACCAGGACAAAGGUCAGAACUCUUGGCCCAAACAGAUCUACUGUUCUCUUUUGAAUUCACGUAGGUUUGACUCCUCCUUCUCUGCAAAUGGAAUGUACUGUAAUCAAACUUCUUUUUUUUUUCCCUUAACGUUUUGAUAUUUAUUAGAUAUGAAAGCGACAUGUUAUGCUAAUAAACAACAACUAUGACUGUUA